This is a messenger RNA of Pezoporus flaviventris, 2029 nucleotides long. It is a transcript of the gene ICA1, whose product is annotated as islet cell autoantigen 1. Gene Ontology annotation, molecular function: protein domain specific binding. Bases 196 to 1869 code for a protein of 557 amino acids. The record is from RefSeq and is a predicted model, not a curated record. The transcript is spliced from 16 exons. Gene Ontology annotation, cellular component: Golgi apparatus. Gene Ontology annotation, biological process: regulation of transport. NCBI's taxonomy places the organism in Eukaryota, Metazoa, Chordata, Aves, Psittaciformes, Psittacidae.
CCGCCUCGGGGGCUGCGCGGGCGGCGGCGGCAGCAGCAGCAGCAGCUCCGCCCCGCUGCGGGGCUGGCAGAGGCGGCUCCGUUAGGCGCUGUGACGCCGGCGGCGCCGGAACACCUGGAGGGGUGGUGGAGGUGCCUCCAGCUCGGCCCUACCCUCCCGUUCGCAACGGGCAAGUGUCUGAAGAAAACAAGGAACAUGGAAGGUCAUAAGUACAAUUAUCCAAGGGAAUUUUAUGACCAAUAUGCUCAAAGCCAAGAAAAAUCUGUGGUCAAUAAAAUGCAACAAAAAUACUGGAAAACAAAACAAACCCUUAUAAAAGUUACAGGAAAAAAAGAAGAUGAACAUGUUGUGGCUUCAGAUGCAGAUCUGGAUGCAAAACUUGAGCUGUUCCAUUCUAUUCAGAGAACGUGUAUGGAGCUGCUGAAAGCAAUUGAACUGUAUCAAAAAAGGAUUUGUUUUCUUUCUCAGGAAGAAAAUGAAUUGGGGAAAUUUCUUCGAUUGCAGGGCUCUCAGGAUAAAACGAGAGCAGGAAAAAUGAUGCAAGCCACAGGAAAAGCUCUCUGUUUUUCUUCUCAGCAAAGAUUAGCACUGCGUACACCUUUGAGUAGAUUAUACCAAGAAGUGGAGACUUUCAGGUACAGGGCCAUCUCAGACACUUCUCUGACAGUAAACCGAAUGGAACAGUAUCGGACUGAAUAUAGAGGAGCUCUACUCUGGAUGAAAGAUGUGUCUCAGGAGCUGGAUCCAGAUCUUUAUAAGCAGAUGGAAAAGUUCAGGAAGGUUCAAGCUCAAGUGCGACAUGCAAAACUCAACUUUGACAAACUGAAAACUGAUGUCUGUCAAAAAGUGGAUCUUUUGGGAGCGAGCAGAUGCAACCUCCUUUCUCAUGUGUUAACAACAUAUCAGAUAACACUUCUUCAUUUUUGGGAAAAAACUUCACACACGAUGGCAGCCAUCCAUGAAAGUUUCAAAGGUUAUCAGCCAUACGAAUUCACGAUGUUAAAGAUUCAGGAUACACACAGUACCUUCCCAUUAUACUGCAGUUGCCAAGGUUUUGUCAAUAGUUGUGUCAGAAAAAAAGAGACUGAAGAAGUAAAGAAGCAGUAUAUGAGGAAUAAUCAUAGCUUACAAGAUCCUGUGAAUAAACUAACAGAAAAAGCAGAAAAGGAGGAUCUGCAGAUUGAAAGCAUUAAAUCAGUACAAGAUCAGCAGAGUCAGUUGAUUUCAUUAGAUGAUGAGAGCCAUACCAAGGAAUCAAACUAUUCAGCUGACCAUGGCAAGGAUGUCACAUCUACCUUACAAGAAAAUUGUAACCGCAAGCAGAACUCAGGUGCUAUAGAUGACUUACUAGACCUGCAACCUGAAGAAAAUGCUUCAAAGAAUCAGUUUGUGAGGUCCUUGGAGUCAGAACCUGGUGAUAACAUGGUGUUACUGAAUGAGAUUCUCAACGGUUCCUCCCCAGACGAUGGGGAAUUCAGCAAAGAGUGGACAGCUGUUUUUGGACAGGUUGCACUUGCUGAUCUCACCAUGAACUCUUCAGCUGGAGAUACGGAAAGUACUUCAUCAUCUGUGGCACCAAUGCUGUCAGGCUACUUGCCAUCACAGCUGUUAGACCAAAACAUGAAUGACUUGCAGUCAUCUUUACAUGGAUGGGCAGCUAACAGUGUGAGCCCGCCAUCUAUACCACAGCCAGCACAGAAACCAAACAGCCUGAAUGUGAACGCUAACAAGACACCCCCCUUGAGAGAGCCUACAAAGAAUCCUAAAGACUUGACUGCCUGGUUCAGUCUCUUUGCUGACCUUGACCCGUUAUCCAAUCCUGAUGCUGUUGGGAAAACUGAUAAGGAACAUGAAUUGCUUAAUGCAUGACUCAGCUGCCUAUGGUAACUCACAUUCUUCCAUUCAUCAACACUAUUUUGGAGUUUUAAAAAAAAAACCUAAAUGAAAAUUAGUAUGCUAUCGUGAAACUGUGAAGUAUGUGCCAUGAUAAUAAAACUAAAGGGAAUGAAUCCCCUUUUAUAUAGGUACA